Paramecium primaurelia is the source of this 460-nucleotide messenger RNA. The record is from the annotation of a GenBank genome assembly. Lineage: Eukaryota; Ciliophora; Oligohymenophorea; Peniculida; Parameciidae.
AAACCAUUCCACCCAUAUUAUUUGAUGAUUCAAGGGACAUCUCUCCUGAACACACUGUUACGAAUAAAUAAUUAUAUGUUUAAACCUAGUAUGGCAUAUUAUCACAAAAUCCUGAUGUCAAAAAGUAAGGAUUCUGAGAUGUAUAAUAAUUAGUUUAACUACAGGUGCCUAUUUUUAUCAUCACAAAUUAAUUAUUCCAAGUACCAUGGAAAUAUAAAUCAUAAGAUAUUGCAAAUCUCUAUGAAAAAUAAAACGAGUUGUUAUAUUCUACUCCAACGUUGCUUUAAUCUAAGGUGAUAUAACUUGUAAGUGGAUUUGAACAAUUAAUAAAAUUUGCAGUAGUGAAUGUUGUUAAAGGUUUGAAAAAAUUUUCUGUAUAUUUAUAAGCAUCAUAGCGUGUAGCCUCUUAAAAUAUUGCGUUUUUUGUCAAAUAAUUAUCAUAUGGAUACCAUUAUGAGGC